CCACGAAGGCAUGUCAAAAUAUUGCGGAAUGACUUCUUUUCUUCUCACUGGUCCGGUAUGGGUAUGAGAUGAAAUUUAUUGUCCGCAAUGAAAGAUCCAUGCAGUUAUCCGCUGAGUGGCAAAAAUAAAACUUCUCACCUUGUGCCAUGGGAAAGUCAGAAUGUCAAACAUCUUUCUAUAUCAUGCAUGCAUGUUUGUUCACCUGCUAACGUUAAAAAACAGAGUCGUGAAGCUGACUGUGUGAUGUGAUCUCAAACUUGAUUUCUACAUAUCCAUUCAUUAUUGGCGUGUCUUCGAUAGAGAAACUGAUUGCCUCACAGCAUAAGACUCAAUGGAAUCCGCGACUCUGUCAACCUGUCUGUCGUGAAAGCAGCGCUAAUGCUUUUUGCUUCGCACUCUGUCACGGCAUUAUUGAUGCAAAUCCGCAUGCAAAACCUCUGUGGUCGCCGGCCGUGUCGUACGGUCCGGCGUCCGACUGUUGACAGUGGCCAACCGUUGACGGGUCGCGGCGCCGGUCUAAAAAGCGGACUGCACCGCCGCGCCGGCCGGACCCCGAUAAGAUAGUGCCGGACUGCCGGCGGUGCGGCAGUGUGGCCAGUGGCGGCCGGCACAGGAGGGCCCCGGUGGAGAGCACGCCGCGCGGGGCUGUUGGACGCUUCUGACUAGGCAUUGGGAGAUAUCUUUGCCCGUGAACGCGCCUACCUGACAGUGUUUGUGGUGUUCGCCUGAACUAUACCUUGUAUACCCAACCAUGUGUCAUUUGACGGUGAAGCCUCUGUAGCAUUCAUCCCUCCCUCCCUUACGUCGCCCUGUCCGAGCGUCCAUUCCGUGUCUGUUAUAAUACUGACUCCCCCCCCCCCACCAGCCGCUCCCCUCGCCCCCCCCUGUCCCCCUCCCCUCCGGGUGCCGACCCGUAUCGUGGCCGUCGGCGCUGGCCGCUGGCCCAGUCCGUAAAUCGAUCGCCGUUCGGCCGGACGGUGUGGGAGUGCGUGGCUCGACCGUAGUGCAUGGUAUCGUACAGUUGGUGUGAGUCGGAGCUCGAGUCGCAGUGGUGUGGCGGACACAGUGACCUGCUGAUGGUGUGGUGGCAGUAACCGGGGAAGGCUGGAGGGUAGUGCGGUGCGCCCACUGCCGCUCAGUACCAUGUCGGCCGGUCUGGGCGGCGCCGUCGACCGCACCGCCGCCGCCCUCCGCCACACGCUGCAGGUCUGCGUCGAGACCGACGGAACCGUCGCCGCCGCCGCGCUGUCCGCCGCCUGCGCCGUCAGCCUGCUGUGCGGCCUGUGCCGGUCUCGGAUUGGCGGCGCCCGGCUGCGCGCCACCCUGCCGGCGCUGGUGGCGGCGCUGCUGCUGAGGAGGCGCUGGCCGGCGCUGGUCCGGCUGCUGGCCGUCCAGCUGCUGCUGUCGGCGGCUGCCGGACGGUCGGCGCGGCGCCCGCUGCUCUGGACGCUGCUCAGCCUGCUGCUGGCCGCGGCCGAGGUGUGCUGGCUGGCUGCGCGCGCGCCGCUGUUGCCGGCGCUGGUGUUCGCCACUGCGGCGGCGGCUGUGGUGGAGAGGUGCGCCCAGUGGCGGCGGGCGGCCCCCGCCGACAGCCGCGGGCCGCUGCCGCCUCCGACUCCGGCCGCGGCGGCUCCCCAGCGACCGGUCAGUCUGUGGCGGUUCGUCCUCCGCCCGAUGGGGAGCCCGGUGGACGGCACCGGUCUGCCGGUGACGGCCGGCGGCGACCAGCCGGGCGCCGCGCUGCGCGCCUGCCUCUGGCUGCCAGCCGUGCCGCCGCUGCUGCUCCUCGCUGUACUCUGCGAGUGGGCGUUCCCGUGGGACGCGCUGGCCUUCCACGGUCGCUCGAAGCCCGUCCAGCUUCUGCAGCUGAUCGCCAUGUGGACGGGCCAGCAGGCGCUCUGGCUGUGCCCUCUGAUCGUGCUCCAGGCGGCCACAGACAUCAUCCUAAGUGGCUCGGCGCCGCGGCUGGCCUGGUGGCCGGCCAUCCGCUCCGGCAGCGUCUCCAGCCUGGUGGCGGCGCUGACCGCGCCCGUCUCCGAGUGGCUGCGGCGGCUACUCGGCGCCGGCCGGCUCACCGCCUGGCUGCUGUGUGCGCUGUGCGGGGCCGCGGCGGCGGCGGCCGGCGGCGCGCGCCUGCUGCUCUGGGCCGCCCUGCUGACCGUCUGCGAGCAGCUGGAGCGGCUGAGCGGUCUGCCGCGGCCGGCGGCGGCGCUGGCCGGCCGGCUGCAGCUGGCCAGCUGCGCGCCGCUGCUGCAGCCGCAGCUGACCUCGCUGGACGUGUACCGCACCUGGGAGGAGCUGCAGUUCGUGCCGGUGCUGCUGCCGGCCGUGGGCGCGCUCUCCUGGAUCAUGGAGACGGCCGCCAGCGGCUCAGGGCGCGGCCACAGGUGGGCAGGCGCCGCCGAGAAGGCUGUGUGAUUCACUGUGAUAAUUUCGUCGGGCUACCUAGAACGGAUUUGUGUGUAUCACGUACCUAUGUAUCGUAAAAUCACAACAUAAAAUCACUCAUAGUUUUUAUUCACAAAUCAUUGCUUAAGUAGUUGUAUUCUCAUCUCUAUAUAGUGUCUAUCCUGUGAUCAUGAUCAAUACAGUACAACAAUCUCCAA
Messenger RNA from Amphibalanus amphitrite, 2606 nucleotides. RefSeq lists its product as uncharacterized. The record is from RefSeq and is a predicted model, not a curated record. NCBI's taxonomy places the organism in Eukaryota, Metazoa, Arthropoda, Thecostraca, Balanomorpha, Balanidae. The transcript is spliced from 2 exons. The coding region runs from base 1144 to 2418 and encodes 424 amino acids.